AUGACAGUAGAACAUAGAAACCAUCAAAAUCAUCAAGACUGUCAGAUGCAAAUCAAGAUGGCAAGUGAGGUUGUGCUCCUACAUAAUGUUCCAGAGCGAAGGUCCACCUGUAUGUCAAUUAGUGGAGUGUUUUGGCCGGAUUGGACCAAUCUUAUUAUACAUUUGCCCAGCUCAGAAAAUGAUAAAUUAAUAUUAUAUAAAAUACAUUGUAUCAACCAAUCCACACAUAGUACAUUUUGUAAUAUUACUAUAGAAAUUCAGAAGAAGAAAAUUUUAAAAAUCAUUUGCAAUGUGGGGCAUUCGUUAUCUAGAAGCAAGUUUAAGUCAUGGUGUGAUCGAAUGAAAAGGCUUGAAACACCAUGUACAAUAAGGUCCAGUCACUUCUUAGUAGGCAUAUAA
Molecule: messenger RNA, 399 nt
Organism: Vicia faba (fava bean)
Lineage: Eukaryota; Viridiplantae; Streptophyta; Magnoliopsida; Fabales; Fabaceae
Source: the annotation of a GenBank genome assembly